This is a messenger RNA of Canis lupus familiaris (dog), 5693 nucleotides long. It is a transcript of the gene FRMPD1, whose product is annotated as FERM and PDZ domain containing 1. Lineage: Eukaryota; Metazoa; Chordata; Mammalia; Carnivora; Canidae. The record is from RefSeq and is a predicted model, not a curated record. Bases 823 to 5559 code for a protein of 1578 amino acids. Gene Ontology annotation, biological process: signal transduction. The transcript has 22 exons. Gene Ontology annotation, molecular function: protein binding. Gene Ontology annotation, cellular component: cytoskeleton.
CAGUCACGCGCGACGCCGGGUCCUCCGGGCUGUGCAGUAACCUGUGUCCUGAGCCGGGCGCUGUACGCCGCAGAGUGCUUUUACACCUCCGAGCGGGCGGUGCCCGAAGACACCGCCGUACUUCAUAAUAGCUACGGUUCUACGCCGUGAGUUAGGGCUUUGUUGUCUGGAUGAUUCAUGAAUGUUUGAUCUUUCAAAGUAGACUGGAAGUACCUCAAGUACAAGGAACACUCACGUUAAUCCUCCAAACAACAGGAUUGAUAUUUAUACAUGUGAUUAUAGGUCCAGUCCUACACUGCUGGAUGACCUCUCAUCCCAUGUCAAGAGCCCUUUUAAAAAGCAAGAAGUGAGCUCUUUAUAUCCAGUCUCCACAGAAAACAAAGCAUGACGAACUUGGGAGACAUGCUGUGCUGGAUACACUUGAACAUCACAUGUGUCCUUACCCAGUGCGUCUGUUUCCAAGAGAGUCACAUGACAUUCGUUCCUCUGCAGGCUCCAGCGUCUGUGUUUGUAAAAUGAGGGCUUGGAUUAGCUGGUCUCCAAAGUCUGUUCCAGGAUUGAUGCUGUGGGAUUCUGCAAUCAGUGUGUGGCCUGGACACGAGUGGAAGGAAGCAGAGCUCAUCUAUAGUUGUUUGCUGCAGAGUGUCCCAUGAUGCACCUGCCAAGAACAUGUGCUCAGAGACUGCCGCCUUGCAUGUGUCCCAGGAGUACUUCCCUUUGAAUGGAGGGUGCAGGUGCUGCAGCAGCCAUUACAGAAGCCGAAGGCCCAUGGGUGAUGACACUCAGACCCAGUGGGCUUGCUAAAAUCACCAAGAAAGGUAAAUGGAAGAGGUGGAGACCAGUUUAUUCCAGACACGGAAAGCACACAGAAUAGAACAAAUGGUGGCAAGAUGGCUACGACGUUCGCGGGACAGCUCAGCCCGGGCUAAAGUUGCUGCAGCUGAUGGGCCCGCAGGGAUUCCAAUCCAGACCAUCACCCCUGUGAAACACACAGUAAAAAUAGACAAAGAUGCCCUCCUCCAGGACUAUGGAUUUCACAUUUCUGAGAGCCUUCCCCUCACAGUGGUGGCCGUCACAGCAGGAGGCUCUGCUCACGGCAAGCUUUUUCCUGGUGAUCAGAUCCUCCAAAUGAAUGACGAGCCUGCGGAAAGCCUUUCCUGUGAACGAGCAGUCAAUAUACUGAGGGAAGCUGAAGACCCUCUUUCAAUCACAGUUGUUCGCUGCACAUCGGGAGUCCCCAAGUCAUCCUUCCUGACUGAGGAGAAGAGAGCCAGGCUAAAGACCAACCCCGUGAAGGUGCACUUUGCUGAAGAAGUGCUUGUCAGUGGACACAGCCAGGGUAAUUCUCUGCUGUGUAUGCCCAACGUGCUCAAGCUGUACUUGGAGAAUGGACAGACCAAAGCUUUCAAGUUUGAGGCAAACACAACUGUGAAGGACAUCAUCCUCACCGUGAAGGAGAAGCUGUCCAUCCGAAGUAUGGAGUACUUCGCACUGGCCCUGGAAGAGCAGUACAACAUCUCACGGCUACACCUGCUGCACGAGGAGGAGCUCAUCCAGCAGGUGGUAGAAAGGGAGGAGUCACAUGACUACCGCUGCCUCUUUAGGGUGUGUUUUGUUCCCAAGGACCCCCUGGACCUCCUGAAAGAAGACCCUGUGGCCUUUGAAUACCUCUAUCUGCAGAGCUGCAGCGAUGUGCUCCAGGAGCGCUUUGCUGUAGAAAUGAAAUGUAGCUCUGCGCUCCGACUCGCAGCCCUGCACAUCCAGGAGCGGAUCUACGCAUGUGCUCAGCCACAGAAGAUCUCUUUGAAGUACAUAGAGAAGGACUGGGGAAUAGAGAACUUUAUAUCUCCAACUUUACUCCGAAACAUGAAAGGCAAAGACAUUAAGAAAGCUAUUAGCUUCCACAUGAAGAGGAACCAGAAUUUGCUGGAACCCCGACAAAAGCAACUUAUAUCUGCUGCCCAACUACGUUUAAAUUAUCUACAGAUCCUUGGGGAACUCAAGACAUAUGGUGGAAAAAUCUUUAAUGCUACUCUAAUGUUACAGGAUAGAGAAUCCUACAUUGCCCUUCUAGUUGGAGCCAAGUAUGGGAUUAGCCAAAUUAUCAGUAGCAAACUCAACAUCAUGUCCACGUUGGCAGAGUUUGCCAACAUCAGCCGUGUGGAGCUGACAGAGGAGUCCGAGAAAGUGAGCAUGGUCAAAGUAUAUCUUCAAGACGUCAAGGUUCUGACGUUGCUGCUGGAAUCCAACAGUGCAAAAGACCUGGCCUGCCUGAUUGCUGGGUACUACAGGCUAUUUGUCGACCCAGAUACCUCCAUUUUCCUGUGGCCGGGAAACAAACAACAGGUGCACCGGGUAUCUGCUGAAGAAGGCUAUGAAUCCAGGGCAUGCAGUGACUCAGAGGAGUCCUCUGAAGUGGACUGCGUGCUGGAGCCUCUCUCUGACGGACACGUGCUGAAGCUGGGCCCCUGCAGACCGCUCGUAAAAGAGGAGCAGCCUCCUGGGGACAGCCCCAUGCCUGAGAUGGCCAGGAGGGGCCCGAGCACCUCCGGGGCCAGCAGCAUGACAGACAGUGCUGAGUCCGAGGCUUCUGACUCUGCCAACACUGAGAGCCGAGGCUGUAGGACCAGUGGCUCCAGUGAGUCUAUGGAUGCCCUGGAAGAGGAUGACUUGGACACUUGCUCUUCUAGCAGGUCUGGCUUCUUCCACUCUAACUCACCAGGCUUCCCAGAGACUCUUGGUUCCAGCAGCCAAGAGGAGAGAAGCAGGAUUGAAACCAAUGGCUUCCUGUGUCUCCUGGACUUGGCUCAGAGAGCCAAUCAUCCAUGCCAGAAGACUGAGUUUUCUGAGAGCCCCACUCCUGAGACUUUCAGCUGGGGACCAGAACCAAGUGCAGUCAGGCUGGACCCUAGGCUAUAUGAGGGCAGCCGAACCGACUACUAUAGCCUGUGCUCCAGUGUCUCCCUGGCCAGCCACCUGAGCAACAGCUCAGAGAGCACAGCUUCCCGGCAGGGCAGGGGCCUGCCAGCCUGGGGUCAGAAGGGCUGGACUGAGGCCCAACCCAGCUCUGCUCUGGAAGCCCUGGCCCCGCAUCUGCCACUGGCCUUUGAGGACGGUAGCUCAGAUGAGGAAUACUAUGAUGCUGCUGACAAGCUCACACCCCCAGACACCCUCUCAGGGCCCAGAGCUGUUUCUGCUGCAGAACCCAGUGCCACAAACUCACAGAAUAAGGUUAGCACUUGCACCCUUGAGGACGGCCUGAAUCCUGGGCCAGAUGGAAGAGAACCAAGCAGAAGGGGAGGUGUGAAGAAGUAUGCUAAGACACUGAGAAAAAGAAGGUCUUUCCUACAGACUGACUACACCUGUCAAGUUUCAUUUCCUCUGGUGCCAUCAGCCUCGCUGGAGAGUGUGGACGACGUGUGCUACUACAACAGGGAGCCCUAUCUAGCCCUCGGUGCACCCUCCCCAACUGUAUCCUCUCUGCAGGACAUGCACAGUGAGCCCGGCCUCCUGGAGACGAAGGCCCUGGGACUGCUGGGUCCCUUGAGGAAGCCCAAGAGCAAAAACCCAGCCUCCCGGGUCAUGGAGAUGGAGCCUGAGACCAUGGAAACCAAGUCAGUCAUUGACUCUCGAGUGUCUUCUAUUUCUGCCAUUCGCCUCUGUAUUGACCCCGACCAUAAAGAGAGUUCUGGGGAUGCCCCCCUGACUGCCACUGUUGCCAGUUCCCCAGCGAGUACCCCUCACUGUUCCAACCCAGGUUCAUCUGGCCCAGAUAAUUCUCGGGCAGAGCCUUCCCAAACCUUGUCUCCAUUUCAACACUCAGAUGGCAGUGCCCCCAAAGAACUCACCCUAGAGCUUGGGGACAGCACUUCCUCCCUCUCCAGUACUGACCCCAACCCAGAUAGAGGCUGCCAGGCCAUCAGCCCAGGGCCGCAUAAUGCCUCUCAAGCAGACACACUAGAGCUGGGAGGAGUCCAGUUUGAAACAAGAUCAGGAUCUUUGUUUACAAAUCCUAUGCAAGAAACUGCCCCCAAAUGCACAGAGCCUUUGUUGUCUCCUCCACUCAGGCCUAGAAGUGGUGAAUAUGGAAUAUAUUCAGAAGAGAAGAUGGCUUCUUUCCCUUCAGAGGAGGAGCAACAAGGACAGCUAUCUCUGGUACAUGAUGGAGAAGUUACAAACAAAAAUGGCACUGAUUUAUUUCAUGAUGAAUCUUGGAAAGAUUCAGGUGACUCCAGGGGUGACCUGUCGAAUGCUGUGCUACAGACUGGUGUCAUCGCUCCAGCUGGUGCAAUAAUAGCCUCCCUCUCCUUGAAGUCUCCUGUAACAGGAACUGAGCAGAUCCUGCCACAUUCCCCCACAGACCCCAAAGGACAGAGCAGAGAAACCCCAAGCCAAACCUGCCAGGCCCAAGAGCAAAAACUCUUGGAAGAGCUGGAUUUAGACCCUGAUUUCUUGUUUGGGGACCAGACCAUUCCAUCAGCUUUCCCUCUGGAGGAGGUCAAGGCAGAGCCACUUAACCAUAUGAUAGGGAAAGAUACAGCCUCUAGGGACACUACGCAGCAGAUCUGUUUUAAUCCAGGUCCUUCUCUGCCAAAGCCACUAGCGUGUCCCCAAAAGGAGCCCCACUUAGAAGGCUCAAAUCAUUGUUCACUGUCAGAAAGCAAAGGCAAAAGCCCUAGCAUCUGCCUUCCUGCUGAGAAAUCUUUCCUGUGCUUUGCCCCAGAAAGCCAUCCUAAAGUUUCUGCCGGUCUCAGGAUGGCCACAUCUUUGGGGUUUGUGGGUGCGAAUGAAACAGUGGCCCCUAGGAUUGGGAUGGAGCAGUGCAGCUGCCAGUUCUCCUAUGCCACGUGCUUCCGUGGCCUGCAGCCAGAGACAGAGGAAGAAGACAGGGACUUGGAAGCACACCCCACAGCCCCCCUCACCUCACCACCCUCUGCAGGAAGCCGGCUGGCCCUACCCUGGAGGCCUGCCCGGACCCACAGCUGCAGUGCCGAGCCCCUGCCGAGGAAGAGCCACAUCUGGCCAGAGUACUGCUCCAGGGCUCUGAGACAGCUGAAAGCUGCCCCUGCCAGCACCCCAGAGGGCUUCAUCCAACUCAGAGAGAGCUUACUGGAAUUACAAGAUAUUUUAGAAGCUUCCUGGGGGAAUGGGAACAAACAUCCCCCGGAGAAGUGCACCUGGCACUUUUCAGAAAGCCGGAGCCGCCUCUGCAUGGGUUCCCAGAAACUCCUGUCGAGCUGUCAACAUGUGAUCAGAAUGGACCAGUCCCCUGAAGAGAUGCAGGGGGCCGUGCGGGACACCUUCCAGCACCUGGUCCAGCUGGCCGGCCUGUGCUUCCAGUUCACAGACUGCAGCCGCUGCUCCAGUCGGCACAGGGAAGCAGCAGGGAACCUGAGGGAUGUGGUGUACGCCUACCAUCAGUUUGUAGAGGCUGCUAAGCUGACCUGUGAGAGAGGCUACCACGAUCUGAGUGUGAAACUCUUGGCCCGUCGGUGCACAGCCCUCACUGCUGCCGUGUUUUGUUUGACGCAGAAGUUCCGGGCAUCCGCUGCCCUGUGAGCAGGCUGCUUGCCCAGGCCCCUACCCUGCCCUGGACACUUUCCUGAAAAGCCCCUCCAUUCCUCUGCCCACCCCUCCAAAAUGUUUACUAGAAUAUUAAAAUAAACUGCUGCUUCAUCCUGGCCUGAAUCAUA